AUGACAGCCAAGACCACCACAAGAGGCGGCUUUGGCCCCGGCACCUUUGUUGACACCGAGUACAGCCCUUUGCCAGCGGAAUGUCGUCGUCUGCUGCAUCACUUUGCAGAGGUGUCCCCAGGUUUCACCACGGAUGAUUCUGCGUUGGAAAGUGUUGAAUUCUACGGGGGAGAUCUCCCCAUCAUCCCGGGACCUCUCAAAUCUCAAGCCAUGUCCGCCGUGUGUCAUGCCAUGAUUGGCGUCGUUGGGAAAGAAAUCUGUGCUUUGCGAGGCAUUGAUACAGGGAAAAUUUCCAUCGAUGUCGACAAGGCAGGCCUGUACCCGGCCACCCCAGCAUUGGUGUCUAUCGGCGAAAAGGGCCUGGCGGAGAUUCAGAAGGACGGCACGACACGCCGUGUCGGGAAAGAUCUAGACCAGGGCGUCCUGACCAAAAACAACAUGCAUUUCCGCUCGUGGGCUAUUUACCCGACAAAAGACCCUCAAGUCUGGUACCAGAUCAUGGGCAACCUCAACCCGCCGGCCUUUCUCAAAGCCUACAACCUCGACCCCGAUGCUGUUGCCUCGACUAGGGACGAGGCCUACAACAUCAUCAAGGCUGAGAUUAUCAAAUACUCGGCUGCUGAGCUUGACCAGAAGAACAUGGAGCACGGCUUCUGCGGGCAGACGUGCUACACGCCUGCGCAGUGGAGAGAGACGUCCAUGGGGCAGCGUCUCCGUGCGCAUCCGAUGAUCAAUUAUCGCCGCGUGGCCUUGGGAGCGGAUCUGCCCCCGGUUCCGUUUCAGUCGAACAAGGAUGAUCAACGCCCCUUGGCGGGCAUCAAGGUGAUUGAACUAGCUAGAGUCAUUGCUGGUCCAGCGAUGGGAGCUGCCCUCGCUUCGCUAGGUGCGGAUGUCAUCAAGGUGCAAAGCCCCAAUCUUCCAGACUUGCAGGCGCUUAGUGUUCAAUUGACUGCCGGCAAGCGCACUUACGCGCUUGAUCUCACUGUCGAGGCGGACAAGAAAAAGCUCCACGCCUUGAUAGAAGGUGCAGACGUCAUCAUUCAGGCGUUUCGCUUGCGCUCGCUAGAGCGCAAGGGCUUUGGCCUUGAGGAUGUCCUCGAAAAGGCCCGCGCGCGAGGAAAAGGCAUAGUCUAUGUCGACCUCAACUGCUACGGGCCGGAUGGGUACUAUGCGGAACGGCCCGGCUUUCAGCAAAUUGCCGACGCCGCCUCUGGCUGUUCCUACGUGUGCGGAAAGGCGUAUGGGUUCGACGAGGGUGUGGGCGUGCUGCCGUCGCUCCCCAUCGCAGACAUGCUGUCCGGCGCGGUGGGUGUCAUUGACACGAUGCUCGCGCUCAGGGACCGCGCAAAGCACGGAGGCUCAUACCAUGCCACCGUCUCGCUGACCGCAGUCGACGCGGCGCAGCUGGAGGAGGCGGUCGGACUGUACCAACCCGAGAUUGUGAAGAAGAUCCAGGACAGGUAUCAAUUUGGGCCGAUGACGCCGGACCUGCACGUCGAAGAACUGCUUUACGUGCUCGGAAAGGCUUGGAAGGAAAAUUCCGAUGUUCUGAGCAGAGAUGGAUACAUGGAUCACUUUUCAGAGACGGCCUGGGGCAAGGAUCAUGCAAUAUUGUCGCCGAUAGUGGCCUAUGGGAACGGCUCUGCCACCCCGCGCUGGCUCCAUGGCCCAGUUCCGUACUGCGCCAGCACUAGCGAAGAGUGGGCAUGA
Molecule: messenger RNA, 1710 nt
Organism: Akanthomyces muscarius
Lineage: Eukaryota; Fungi; Ascomycota; Sordariomycetes; Hypocreales; Cordycipitaceae
Exons: 3
Coding region: 1-1710 (569 amino acids)
Molecular function (GO): catalytic activity
Source: RefSeq, a predicted model, not a curated record